AUGAACGCGACCUUCCUGAACCACAGCGGCCUGGAGGCGGCGGGCGGCUUGGGCGGCAGCGGCGGGGCCGCCCUGGGGAACCGCAGCCACGGGCUGGGCACGGGGCUGGGCUGCUGCCCCGGGGGCGCGCCGCUGGCCGCCAGCGACAGGGUCCCCGCGGGGCUGGCGCCCGACGAGCGCAGCCUGGGGGGGUCGCGCGGGGCGCAGAUCGCUGUGCUCGGCGUGCUGUCGCUCACCGUGGUCUUCGGCGUGUUCUUCCUGGGCUGCAACCUGCUCAUCAGGUCGGAGAGCAGGAUCAACUUCCUGGCGCAGGAGCGCCGGCCCUCCAAGGACGUGGGCGCCGCCAUCCUGGGGCUGUACUGAGGCCGCCCGGCCCGCAAGCAGACGAGAGGGACACCAGGACCCUCGUGCCCCGCGCGGGCUCCGCCGGCCGCGCGAGGGACAGCCACGGACCUCGGGCCCCCUGCCCCCGCCAGGACCCGGACACCGCGGGACUCGAGGCGGCGGCGCGGAGAGGGUCGUCCACACCCGGCUGGUGCUGUGUGCGCCUCGGCGUGGCCGCGUGGGAGAGGUCGUGCGAGGCCGCCCGGGGCCGCGGUCACGUGCGUGGGAGUUUGGGGGUCUGUAGAUGGGGGGGGGGGAGUCGUUGGAGAAUCCGAGUCGCUGAGCCUUGUCGGCCUGAUGUCGCCUUUGAGAAGAAACCUUGUAAUAAAACUGCAGCCGUCGGGCUUCCGGCCGCUUCCAGCGGCACCUCGCCGGGGUGAAUGAGAAGGAAGAUGGCUGAAGCCCUUCUUGGCUUUGGGAAGAGAAGCGAAGGGAACACAGUCCCCUGUCUUCAGCACCUAGUUCCACACCGG
Molecule: messenger RNA, 857 nt
Organism: Mirounga angustirostris (Northern elephant seal)
Lineage: Eukaryota; Metazoa; Chordata; Mammalia; Carnivora; Phocidae
Product: reprimo-like protein
Exons: 2
Coding region: 1-363 (120 amino acids)
Source: RefSeq, a predicted model, not a curated record